AACGGACGCAUUUCUAUCAUGAAUUAAUUUAUUUUAUUUUAUUUCUUUUCUUCACCCAUUUCUUUGUAGUAACAAAAUGGAAACAAAGAAGACACAAGUCAGAAGCCGCUUCAAUAAGCUGUCACUAAAGAAAAACAAGACGAAGUUUGAAGAGAUUAAACCCAACCGAAGUUCUGAUGUAUUUAUUCUAGACGACUCGUUUGAUAGAUUAAAGCUGGACUUCCCUCGAGUACAAUCAACACCAAAACUUGGAUCACCAAUAGUUAUAAAUGACUCGGAUGAAUUUGAAAAUGAGUUACCAAAAGAGGUGAAACAACCCAGUAAAGCUGGUAAUGUUUCCUUCAACCUCUCCAACGAAUCUCCUCUUCGAGAGAAUUUAAAAUCACGACCCAGCAUAGGAGGGUGGUCACCGGCCCAACAAAUACUAUGCGCCACGCCGAGAACCGAACCCGUACCCUCAACGCCCAAAGACAAAGCCAACGAGUCGCUAGAAAAGUGCUCGAUAAAGAAAAUACAUCACUCCCAAAGGAAAUUACUUGACGACAUUUACGGAGAAGUAUGGAAGUCCAUACCAACUUUAUUUAAAACUGUAUCGCAUAAAAAUGAUAUCGAUGGUAUAUCAAAGAAACUUAACUUUAAUGAUGAUGAUGAUGACAGCGACAAAGAAAAUAUUCAUGUAAGAAUAAAAAAGACCAAAGAACUAUAUUUGACAGAUUCCGAAAGAAAACAUGUAACGAAAGGUGCGGAAGGCGAGAAAUCAUCUAAAAAGAAGUUGUUUACAGAGAAAAUUGUCACGCCUCAGCCGACUGUCAAAAAGACAGAGAAACCGGCUGUCAAGAGAAGUGUGAACUCGACUGUCAAGAAGAAAUUACCUCCGGGUAAAUCAGUGACGGAGUUAGUGAAGUAUUUGGAUGAAGAUGUGGACAGUUUAGCGAAGCGGGUUGAUAAUGUCACUGUUACUCCGGACAAUGUUAAGAGGCUGACUUUUAUGGGGUCUUUGGCAGACUACAACGUCCCGUCGUGGCGGUGUCACCCCGAAGCGUUCCAGUAUCGGGACAACUACAAGAAUCUUCGCGAGCAACUCACACGCAGGUUAUACGAGGAAUUCAACAGGGUGGUAUUCAACAAUGCUCUGGACAACGACCUGCCGAUCGUGUGGGACAGCAAACUCAGGAGUACCGCCGGUACAACAACAAACCGCCUAGUCAAAUCAUCGCGAGGCGACCGCAUCCGCACCUCCUCGAUAAAGCUCUCAGUGAAAGUGUUGGACACGCCACAACGGGUCCGAGACACGCUCAUACACGAGCUGUGUCAUGCCGCGACUUGGCUGGUGGACUCAGAACUCAGGGCUGGACACGGGCCGCUGUGGAAGAAGUGGGCGUCCCGCGCUCUUCGAGCCAUCCCCGAGCUAGGCGACAUCUCGCGCUGUCACGACAUGGAGAUACACUACAAAUACACAUACAAGUGCACCAAGUGCGGCUACAGCAUCCAACGCCACUCCAAAUCCAUAGACAUAACAAAGAAAUGCUGCGGGUACUGCCGCGGUACAUUCGAGAUCAUAGUCAAUAAGAAGACCAAAGAUGGCCACGUAGUGUCCACACCUGCGCGGAAGGCCGGCGCGAACGAAUUCGCCAUGUAUGUCAAAGAAAACUAUGGGACGGUGAAGGAAGGGAAGACCCAUGCACAGGUUAUGAAGAUCUUGGGAGAACAGUUUUCUGCCAAGAAAAAACCUAAGGAAACUAGUUAGCCCCUCAAUCCCUAUUGGUCCAAAAUUCUCAGGCAAAAAACGACCUAGAAUGUUUGAGGUUUAGAGGUACAGAUGUAGUGUAUAAUUGUUUUCCAUCGUAUUUUCUCGGAAACGUUCGUAUUUGUCGUGCUACUUCAGUCAACCUCGGUACUUUUUGUACAGAGACACGUUCGUACGUUUCCGUGAAAUACCAUGGAAAAUCCUCCUCUACUCCCGUGGCUCACUCCGCGAUUUCGUCGCUUUGCAACAGGUAGCUACAGGUACAGUCGAGGUCAAAUAUAUGUUUACAGUUUUGCACCUUACUCCCUUGUAAUAAGGCGAAAAAUGUAAACAUAUCUUUGACGUCGACUGUACAUCCGUUCCACACCAAUUUUGGUGGCUGGCCAUAAGCCGCGCGUGGCGCUGUCGCCACCUAGCGGCCAUAUCUGUCCGGAUCGUAACAGACGCGUUUUGUUAGAGAGUGAAUCUUCUGUACCCAGUACUAUUACCUAUUUAUUCUGUGCCGCCACUAAGAAGCUUGCUCUCUUCUAUAAAAUUUCUAACUGAAAAAAACGAGGUAUAUAUUUACUUUAGUUUCCAUGUCCAACAACUUUUUGUACAGAUUUCGACAUUAAUAACUGUAUUGUAUAUUGACUUGUAUUUGUAUACUAUAUUUUGCAACUUAUCUCAUAUAUGUAUUUGGAGAUAUUAACACUUUCUACAAGGUAAGUAUACAUUAGUUUGUUUAAUGUAUUUUAUAAGACAGUUCUCCGGAAGACUGAUUUUAGAUAUUUAUACUGUACAUAAUUUGAUUAUAUUAAUUUAAAAAAAAACUUGUAAUUAAUCGCAAUUUCGAAUAAUUGUGUGAAUUUUCCACCUGAUUUAUUUAUUAUUUUCGCCGGUACCUAAAUACAAAAUAAAGAACUUAUUCAUCGAAUAGGUUAUUCCCAUUAAGUUACCACUUAAUACUUCGUUUUUUUAGCAUUAGAAAUAUGGUAAACAAUCUUGAUGUGUCUUUAUAUUGAAAAACACGUUUAAAAAAUAAGUCACGGCAAAUAUGUUACAAUUAUGAAUCUAAUACGAUCAUUUAUAUUCUUCUGCUUUCAUAAGCAAUAGUUUUUGAUUUUUUAAAAGCGUUUUUCAAUUAAAAGACAUGUCAAGAUCGCUUUCCUUCUUGCAAGUUCUUUCUAAUGCUAAAAAAACGAACUAUAACUUGGGAAUGAUUUUCCCCAGAUUAAUGUUACCACUGGUAACAACUUGGUGGUAACUAGGGGGAAUAAUGGUCUUAUCCUUUACAAUCUUUACAAAUAGGGCCAAGGAGGCAACAGUGACUCGGAAACACGUCCAGUCUGACAAAAAAGAGUAGAAAUUAAAAAGUGGCUAUACUGUAUAGUUCAUUUUUUUAGCAUUAGAAAUAAGGUAAACAAUCUUGAUGUGUCUUUUAAUUGAAAAACACAUUUUAUAAAUAUGUAACAAUUAUGAAUCUAAUACGAUCAUUUAUAUUCUUCUGCUUUCAUAAGUAUUAGUUACUGAUUUUUAAAAAGCGUUUUUCAAUUAAAAGUGAAGAUGCUUACCUUCUUUCAUGUUCUUUCUGAUGCUAAAAAACGUACUAUAGUAUAGUGGGAAUAAUGGUCUUAUCCUUUACAAUCUUUACAAUAGGGUCAAGGAGGCAACACUGACUCGGAAACACUGACAGUCUGACAAAAAAGAGUAGAAAUUAAAAAGUCUACAGUAUUACCACUUUUUAAUUUCUACUCGUUUUUUAGGGUGCUACAUAGCGAUAUUUGGGCGACUGAGCCACUGUUUGCGUUGAGCCAUUGUACCCGCCUUGACCCUACGCCUUAAAUCUAUUACCUAGGUACCAAUUGGCGUUGAAAAUAUUUAAUAAUAUGUAUUUGUGUUACGUACGCUUGUUACUUUAGAAAAGUGAUUUAUAAUAAAAUUUAGACAAGUUUUACUGUUAUGAAUG
Messenger RNA from Cydia fagiglandana, 3695 nucleotides. RefSeq lists its product as uncharacterized. Gene Ontology annotation, cellular component: nucleus. The transcript has 9 exons. NCBI's taxonomy places the organism in Eukaryota, Metazoa, Arthropoda, Insecta, Lepidoptera, Tortricidae. The coding region runs from base 77 to 1747 and encodes 556 amino acids. The record is from RefSeq and is a predicted model, not a curated record.